AUGCCUUUUAUAGUUAUAACAGGAAUUCCUUGUAGUGGGAAAACGACCAGGAGUCUCGAAUUGAAAGCUUUUUUCGAAGAACAAGGCAAGGAAGUACAUGUAAUUAGCGAAUAUGACCAAAUUAUCAAAGCUGGAUUUGACAAAAACAGUUUCUAUGCAGAUGCAAACAAGGAAAAACAUAUCAGGGGCUUACUGAAAUCAGAAGUAUUGAAAUUAAUAUCUCCUACGAAUAUUGUGAUAUUAGAUGCAUUGAAUUACAUCAAAGGUUACAGAUAUGAAUUAUUCUGUGGAACAAAAGCCAAUAAAUGCACUCAGUGUACAGUUCACACAGAAAUUAAUAGAGAACAAGCAGCAACUUUCAAUGAAAAUAGGGAAAAAGAAAUAGAGAAAUAUGACAAAGCUACUUUUGAUGCACUUGUAAUGAGAUUCGAAGAACCAGAUGGUAAAAACAGAUGGGACUCACCACUGUUUAUGAUAUUUCCAGAACAGGAGCUGGACUUGAAUGGAAUAUAUGCCUGUUUAUUCAAAAAAAAUCUCCCGAAACCCAACAUGUCUACACAAAACCCACCUCUGAAAUCAACAAAUUUCCUGUAUGACUUAGAUCAGGUGACAAAAAAUAUUGUUGAGGAACUUAUUAAAGUUAAAAAUAGUGGAACAAGUGGUGAGGUGUCCUUACCAGGAUAUGAAGACCUGAGUGUUGAUGUGACAAACAUUAGUGUCUCUCAAUUAAUGAAUACCAGAAGACAGUAUAUUACUUAUACAAAAAUGCAUGCACCUGAUCCUAAGAAUAUUCCCAGAUUAUUUGUACAGUAUUUAACUGCUAGUUUACAAUAA
Phaedon cochleariae (mustard beetle) is the source of this 834-nucleotide messenger RNA. NCBI's taxonomy places the organism in Eukaryota, Metazoa, Arthropoda, Insecta, Coleoptera, Chrysomelidae. The record is from the annotation of a GenBank genome assembly.